UUCUUGGGUGAAGUUCAUAGAUUAGGUGUUAAUGUCCGUGAUGGCUUUAAGAAAUAUUCUAUUGAUGUGGAUCACAAACUGGUUCAAGACCAGUCUGCAUUGGAAAGUGCGUUAUGUACGGUUUUUACUAAAGCUAAAGGUGGCGAUAAAUGUGAUUAUUUAAUCAUUAUUCUACCUAAGAAGGAUACCAUGUUAUAUCGUGCUGUUAAACGAGUUGGUGAUUUGAAAGUUGGUGUUGCUAAUACAUGCGUUGUUUUCAAUAUUUUCACAAAGAAAUUACGUGGUUCAAAUAAGUUUGAUAUUGGUUGUUAUUCUCAAAUUGCCAUGAAGAUUAAUUUGAAAUUAGGUGGGUCUAACCAUAGAUUGUCCGCUGCUCAUUCUAAGGGUCUUUUUGAUGCUCAAAAGGUACCAGUUUUCAUUUUAGGUGCUGAUGUUACUCACCCAACCAAUACUACUUCAAAAGAGGAACUGGUUUCCAUUGCAUCUGUCGUUGGUAGUGAAGAUGGCAUCUUCAAUAAAUUCCCUGGUUCAAUUAGAAUCCAGUCUGGAGGUCAAGAAGUUAUUUCUGAAAUGAAGGGAAUGGUUCUUGAACGUCUUGAAAACUUCUAUAUCAAGGUUGGCAAGUUGCCAUCCAAAAUCUUAUUUUAUCGUGAUGGUGUUUCUGAAGGUCAAUAUUAUACCGUGUUAAAGGAUGAAUUGCCUCAAAUUAAAGCUGCAUUUGUUCAAUUUGGUAAGAGCAAGAAUAAACCUAAAUAUUCUCCAAAACUUACCUUUUUAGUUGUUGUCAAGAGACAUCAUACUAGAUUCAUCCCACUUGAAGAAAAUGGAGUUGAUGCUAAUGAAAAGAAGGUUGCUGUUACUUCUAAUGAUAACGUUACUCCUGGCACUACUGUCGAUAGAGAUAUUUGUUCUCCAGCUUUCUUUGAUUUUUAUAUUCAAUCACAACAAGCAUUACAAGGAUGUGGUAUUCCUGCCCAUUAUUAUGUUUUGCAUGAUGAAAAUGGUUAUGGUUCGGAUGAAAUUCAAACCAUCACUUAUAAUUUGUGUCAUACUUUUGGUAGAGCUACUAAGAGUAUCAAAACUGUUCCUGCUGCUUAUUAUGCUGAUUUAUUAUGUACUAGAGGUAGAUGUUAUAUUGGUGGAAUUGAAAGGGAAAGAGGUCGUCAAACUGCAAUUGAAAAGGCCAAGGCGAAGCUUGGAAGUAAUGUUGCUACUUCUAUUAAAAAUACCAUGUACUACAUUUAG
Messenger RNA from Spathaspora passalidarum NRRL Y-27907, 1245 nucleotides. RefSeq lists its product as uncharacterized. Gene Ontology annotation, molecular function: nucleic acid binding. The transcript has a single exon. The annotation marks the transcript as partial. Lineage: Eukaryota; Fungi; Ascomycota; Pichiomycetes; Serinales; Debaryomycetaceae. The record is from RefSeq and is a predicted model, not a curated record.